Prunus armeniaca (apricot) is the source of this 207-nucleotide messenger RNA. The record is from the annotation of a GenBank genome assembly. Lineage: Eukaryota; Viridiplantae; Streptophyta; Magnoliopsida; Rosales; Rosaceae.
AUGGUGCAGUGUAUGAGCUUGGGGUCUGUUCUGGUGUUGGCGGGUCUAGCGUUGUUCAUGGUGGUUCUGCCGUUGUUGCUGCCUCCGCUGCCUCCUCCGCCGUUGAUGCUCUUGUUCUUUCCCAUUGGCAUAAUGGCCGCUCUCAUGUUUCUCGCAUUCUCACCCGCCGAGACAGCCGGAAACGGCGUCGUUCAUUAUUCUGUCUAA